Messenger RNA from Aegilops tauschii subsp. strangulata, 2236 nucleotides. RefSeq names its product F-box protein At5g03970-like. The record is from RefSeq and is a predicted model, not a curated record. Lineage: Eukaryota; Viridiplantae; Streptophyta; Magnoliopsida; Poales; Poaceae. Gene Ontology annotation, molecular function: protein binding.
AACAAGUCCGGACAUCUCAGCGGACCGAUGCAGGUCCGCCUUGGAUGGCUUCCGCGGUCUGAACCGAUGUAGGUUGUUCUCAGUGUUUUCAGGAAGAAAACUUCCCAGUGUUUUUUCUUAGAAGAUUUUGUUUCUCAGUGGAACGUACAAGGCUGGGCUUGGAUGGGCCAACGUUACAUCUUAGAUGGCACCUGCGUACAACAUCAGCGUUAAUCUCAAAAAAAGAAAAAAUAACUCAGCGUUCCUACACUCAGCUGCCUGCUUCCCAUUGUCUAAAAACUGAAAACUGCCGUACCCCCGAGUCUCUCCACUCUCAGCAGCGGACGGACCGGAGAAAGAAGGAUCGGAGCCAUCGGCGACCUCACCGUGCCCCGUCCCCGUCCGCGUCCCCGGAGAUCCGAUCCUGCAGUGCAGAGAGAGAGAGAGAGAGAGGAGAGGGUACCGCUGAUGGAUCCCGCUGCUGAGACUCCCCAAGGCCAAGGGGCCGAUACCUUUCCCACGCGUGUGGACGGCAGUAGGCUGCGCUGUUCUGUGCCGCUGGCCGACCCAGUGUCCGAGGUGCUUGCCGACGACAACCUCCUCAUCGAGAUCCUCGUCCGCCUCCCUCCGAAGCCGUCCUCGCUCUCCCGUGCGUCCGCCGUAUCCAAGCGCUGGGGCAGCAUCCUCUACGACCCCCAGUUCCGCAAAUCCUUCCUCAAGCACCACCGGAUGCCUCCUCUGCUAGGCUUCUUCAGAGGGUAUGCUAAAAGCUUCAUUCCUGCCAUGGACUCGCCUGACCGCAUCCCUGCUGCCCGCUUCUCCCUACCCAAGAGCACCAGAUCCUACCACACCGAUGAAGCAUACAUGGGCUGCCGCCACGGUCUCUCUGUCCUAAUUGACAGGAAUAAGCAUGAGACCGUCGUGUGGGAUCCCCUCACCGGCAAAGAGCACAUCGUGUCUUUUCCACCAGGAUUCCACUCUAUGAGGACAAACUCAGCCUGGCAUGGCGCUGUACUGUGCGUUGAUGCCAAAGAUGGGCACGUCCAUGGAGAUUGCUUCUCAAGCCCAUUUAAAUUGGUUUUGGUCAGUGAUGGAUUCAGUACACAGGCAUCUUGUUCUCUCUAUGACUCAGCGUCUAGCGUUUGGGGAAAUAUUUUCUCGGUGACCAUAGCAAAUAGGAUUUCUGCGACAAGCCGCAGCAUCCUUGUCGGGAAUACACUUUGCUGGUUGAUUUGUGGUGGUGAAGUUCUUGUGUUUGAUUUCGAAAUGCAAAGUCUUGUUGUGAUCAAGACACCGGUGGAAAACCAUGUUACCAACGACCGGUGUUUUCAGCUCUUGCGGAUGGCCGAUGGUGGCCUUGGCCUUGCUGGUUUGUUGGACCUGAACAUCCAUUUAUGGGAUAGGAAAUCUAACUGUGAAGGCAUUGGCGAAUGGGUGUUGCUGCGGAAAACCAUUCCACUGGAUGAGAUGCUUCCAAGGAGAAUAAGUUAUGCAUUUUUUGUUGGGUAUGAUGAGGAGUCAAAUUUGGUUGUUCUCUCCACGAUGAUUGGCAACUUCACGCUCCAAAUUGACUCGAUGCAGAUCAAACAUAUUGUUAAAAGAAACCAGAUAUGUCAUGACACCUUUCAUCCCUACAGGAAUUUCUAUGCUGCAGGCAGCGGAUUUGGGAGGAAAGGGACAGAUCUGGCCGGAACUUUGAACACACCUGAUAUUCUAACGUGCUAUCUUUGUCAAACAACUUAGGUAUCCAGAGUUAAAUUCGGGUUGUUGAGAUGCGGACAUGGCUAUUUGGUGUAAGGAAGUUGUUCCAUUUUGUAUGGUGUGGUUGAUGCUCAAAGUGUCCUACUAUGCAGUCUGCAGAUUGUUCCAUUGUGUACGCCGCGGAUGUGUUGUGGUCGACGCUUGUUCUACAUUUAUGUAUUGUGGCCUGUGAAGUUGAAUUUGUUGGAUUUAAUCAUGUGGACUCUUUUAUACUACUCCCUCUGUAAACUAAUAUAAGAGCGUUUAGAUCACUAUUUUAGUAUUCUAAAUGCUCUUAUAUUAGUUUACGGAGGGAGUAUUAUCUAAUGUCCACAUGCAUGCCUGGUUACUGGUUAGUGUCUCGUGGAGUUGCUCUGGUUAAAUGAUUGGUUCUGUGAUGUGAGAACUUACUGGAAAGAUGAACAUUUAAUCCUCCUUUUCUAAAAAAAUACUAGAAAGAUGAACAAAGAAUAGUAAGCUCUAGCACUUUACACUGUUUCUUGGUAUCCAUAGUUGA